Messenger RNA from Theobroma umbraticum, 1481 nucleotides. RefSeq names its product nucleosome assembly protein1;4 (gene NAP1;4). Gene Ontology annotation, cellular component: nucleus. The record is from RefSeq and is a predicted model, not a curated record. Gene Ontology annotation, biological process: nucleosome assembly. Lineage: Eukaryota; Viridiplantae; Streptophyta; Magnoliopsida; Malvales; Malvaceae.
CUACCUCACUUUACUCUCCAAUAAAAUAACGAUUCGUAUCACUCACUCUCACUCCCUCUCUUUCCUGUUCUGGGGUUGCCUUUGUCUUUCCCGUUCCUUUUCCUUUUCUCGCUUCCCAAACAGCCAUUUUACGCCAGAAAAUGAGUAACGCCAACGCAGAUAACGUCGACGUGUCUGACCUCCGCGCGGCCAUCCCGGCUGCUGCUGCCGCUCUUAGCGCAGAAGAUCGCGCCGGACUUGUUAAUGCGCUUAAGAAUAAGCUUCAAAGUUUAGCGGGACAACAUACUGAUAUUCUAGAAACUUUAUCACCAAAUGUCAGAAAGCGUGUUGAGGUUCUCAGAGAGACUCAGAGUGAACAUGAUGAGCUGGAGAAGAAGUUUUUUGAGGAGAGAGCUGUAUUGGAGGCUAAAUAUGAGAAAUUUUAUGAACCGCUUUAUACAAAGCAGAGAUAUGAAAUUGUGAAUGGAGUGUUGAAAGUUGAAGGAGAAACGAAUGAAGCUGUGAUGGACGGAGAAGGGAAUAAAAGUGCAGAAGAAAAUGGAGUGCCUGACUUUUGGCUCACUGCAAUGAAAACUAAUGAAAUGUUGGCUGACAAAAUUUCAGAGCGGGAUGAAGGGGCUCUCAAGUAUCUUAAAGAUAUCAAGUGGGGCAGAAUCAAUGAUCCUAAGGGUUUCAAGCUGGAAUUUUUCUUUGAUUCUAAUCCUUAUUUUAAGAACUCUGUCCUGGCAAAAACAUAUCAUGUGGUUGAUGAUGAAAAUGAGCCCAUUUUGGAGAAAGCAAUUGGAACGAAGAUAGAAUGGUAUCCUGGAAAAUGCCUUACACAGAAGGUCCUGAAAAAGAAGCCAAAAAAAGGAGUGAAGAUUGUUAAGCCCGUCACAAAAACUGAAAAUUGUAGAAGUUUCUUCAACUUCUUCAACCCUCCUCAGAUUCCUGAUGAUGAUGAUGAUAUUGAUGAUGAGCUUGCUGAAGAACUUCAAGAUCGAAUGGAGCAUGACUAUAACAUUGGUUCGACGAUUCGGGACAAACUAAUUCCUCAUGCAGUAUCAUGGUUUACGGGGGAAGCUGAUCAGGGGAAUGAGUAUCAUGGCUUAGAAGAUGAUUAUGAUGACAGCGAUGAUGAAGAUGGUGAUGAUGAAGAGGGUGAGGAUGGCGACAAAGAAGAAGAUGAGGAAGAUGAGGAAGAAGAAGGCAAGGGGAAAAAAAAGAGGAAUGGAAGUGCAAAAGCUGGUCGAGGUCAGCAAGGUGAGCUUCCUCCGCUGUGCCAGCAACAGUAGUAUUUUUGAUGCCUUGUCGGUUGCAUAAAAUUUUGAGUGAUCAAUAUACUUCCUAAUUGUUUGCCCAUUGCUUUUGUUUUAAUGUUUUUCUUUUAUGGAGUCUUUGGUUGGCCAUUGCUGUUAUUUUGCAGUGGAAACUCUAAACCUAUGCAGUACUGAAAUUGUAAAUGGUCUGUUAAUAUAGUAUCGUGCAACUUUUGUUGAAAU